UCAAACCGUGUAAUGAUAAUUAGUAUUUACAUUUGUUAAUAGUGUUGUAGCCAUGGUGUAGACAUGGCAUAGACAAUAAAUAAAUACAUUAAUGAAUAAAUUAGUAAAUAAAACAUUAGCGCUUAAAGUUAUGGUGCUGACUGCUUUUCACCUACACAGGUAUUUAUGUUAGCUACCUGCGGCUAAUUCUCAAUGCUUCAGUUUGUCAGUGACCUUAUCUUCUAGUUCCCAUAAAGGAGGUUUGACGAUUAAAAGUGCGCGUCAGCAGCUCCACUGAGACUUUUAAUUUGAAAACAGGAAAUAGCAGGCACAAGUGAUAAUCAGCUGACCCAAAUGUUGACAAAGCAAGUUGGCCGCUGGUGGAGGAAGCAGAAACCUUCGCUGGCAGUUUCGGCGAUGAUUUCUCCUGAGCUGUGAUCCAUGUGAAGGGAGGAGAAGCCACCUGGAAACAUUACUGCUGUCAGUAUGGACAUCCAGAACGAGAGGAGAAGGCUGCUGGAUGCGGAGGAUGGAGAUGAGGAUCCGACUGGACUCCUGUCCGAGCAGGAUGCUUACCUGAGUAAAGUGAAAAAUGGGAAGUUGUACCUGGCGACGUUUGCGUCUGUUCUGGGUCCCAUGAGCUUUGGCUUCGUGCUGGGGUACAGCUCUCCGGCCAUUCCCGAACUCACCAGGAUCGCUAACCCUAAUCUGCAGCUGGACAGUGAACAGGCCUCGUGGUUUGGGUCCAUAGUGACGAUAGGAGCAGCACUCGGCGGCCUGUUGGGCGGUUGGAUGGUGGAGAAGAUCGGCAGGAAGCUCAGUCUGAUGUUCUGCUCGCUGCCGUUCGUCUUCGGCUUCACCAUCAUCAUCGCAGCGCAGAACAGGUGGAUGCUUUACAUUGGCAGAGUGCUCACCGGCAUCGCCAGUGGGGUCACGUCACUGGUCGUCCCGCUGUAUAUCUCCGAGAUGGCACACGAGCGGGUCCGCGGGAUGUUAGGCUCUUGUGUGCAACUCAUGGUGGUGCUAGGCAUCAUGGGAGUCUAUCUCGCAGGUCUCUACGUGGACUGGCGCUGGCUGGCGAUCUGCAGCUCCAUCCCGCCCACGCUGCUGAUGGUCUGCAUGUGCUUCAUGCCAGAGACGCCCAGGUACCUGCUGUCCCAGGGCAAGAGGCGGGAGGCUGAGGAGGCGCUGCGCUUCCUGCGAGGGCCGGACGCCCCCGUCGAGUGGGAGUGCGCCCGCAUCGAGGACGCCUGUGAGGAGCAGGGCUCCAGUUUCCAGAUGUCCGACCUGAAGGACCCCGGUAUCUACAAGCCUCUGGUGAUCGGCAUCAUGCUGAUGAUCUUUCAGCAGAUGACAGGGAUCAAUGCCAUCAUGUUCUACGCUGAGAACAUAUUUGAACAGGCACAUUUUAAGGAGAGUGACCUGGCUUCAGUGAUCGUGGGUCUGAUUCAGGUCGUCUUUACGGGAGUGGCAGCGCUGAUCAUGGACAAAGCUGGAAGAAAAAUUCUUCUCAUCAUCUCAGGUGUUGCCAUGGCGAUCAGCACCACAGCAUUCGGGGUUUAUUUCUACCUGAUGACCAAAGUUCACAGCACCACCUCGCUGAGCCUGUUGGUGCUGGACCUGCAGAGCACGGCUGGAGAAGAACCCCACGCUGACCUGGCCUGGCUGGCUCUCGCCAGCAUGGCCGUCUUCAUCACAGGUUUUGCUCUGGGCUGGGGUCCGAUCCCAUGGCUGGUCAUGUCGGAGAUUUUCCCCUCUAAAGCGAGGGGGGUCGCCAGCGCUGUGUGCGUCCUCACCAACUGGACCAUGGCGUUCAUCGUCACCAAAAACUUCAAGGACAUGAUGGUUCUUCUAACCAGCGCUGGAACCUUCUGGCUCUUCGCCUGUAUGUGCAUCGCCAAUGUCAUCUUCACCAUCGCCUUCAUCCCAGAAACAAAGGGAAAGACACUGGAGCAGAUCGAAGCCACUUUCAGAGGGACAUCAGGUCCGUGAGGCCCCCUGCCCCCACCUGCCAAACACAUCACACAUUUCAGAAACUGAAAAGUCUCUGACCUCUUAUCUCUGAACUGACUGGCGCUCGAGACACUGUGUGGGCAUUUUAAAAAUCCUAAUUAAGCCUAUUAAGCUAUGAAGCUGAUUGGCACUUUUUUGAAUCAUUUGUUUUUAUGACAGUUAACAGUUAAACUAAAGCAACACAGCAGCACUGUGACAAAUCCGCCCCUCAGGAGGGCUCAGUUUGUGUUCAAGCUGUUUGACAGAGGUGUUGAUUCAACAGUGAGGGUGUAGUUCAUGGUGCUGUGGAACUGUACUGCUUUUUAAUGAGACGUGUUUCUAUUAUUUUGUUCAUCCCAGUGAGGUCAGACUGAACUGGGAGCUGGGUAAGAAUCAUCUGUUUCUGUAGGAAGUUUAACCUAAACUGUUCAACAUUACAGAGUGUGACAGUCAGGACAUUACAUACAGUUUUCAUCAGGUCAAAUCCUUUAAAUAUGAAGUUGUGCUGAGCAGAUUCGGCUUAGUGUCUCGCUCACUAACACUUGGACUGGAUACGACACUAGCUAAGUACAUUUACUCAAGUACUGUACUUAUGUACAAAGUCAGAGUACUUGAGUCUGCUCUUUUCUUGCCAUUUUAAACUUCUAGUCCUCUACGUACCUGACAGACGUAUCAUUCUUUUUACUGAACUAUAUUUAUCUGAAAGCGUCAGUUACUUUACACAUGAAGAUUUUUGCACAGAAAGCAUAAGAAAAGUUUAUAAAAUAUCAUCUCUUGUUAUAGAUUAAACUACUCAGCAGUUAAUACAUGUACAGCUGAAACAAUUACAAUCAAUCAGCCAAUUGACAGAAAAUGAAUUGGCAACUUUUUGACAAACAUUUAAGUUGUUUUAUAACGUUUUUUAAUAUGUUUUUUGGGUGGUUUAUUUUAAGAUUUUUCUGGAUUGGGUACCUUUACUUUUAAUACUUGAUUAUUGUUACUGACUUUUCCUUUAAGUUACAUUUUCAAUGCACGGCUUCAACUUGUAACAGAAUAAUUUUACGAUGUGGUAUGAGUACUUUUACUUAAGCAAAGGAUUUGAAUGCUUCCUCCACCACUGUGAAAUAAAAUAAAAUAAGAUUUAACUCGGGUGAAUUUACAAAAGGACUGCGCGGGUUUUGCAGCUGAUAAACCUGCACAGACAAGACAUACAGACACCAUGUAAUUCUCAAUGCACCCUGAACUGCACUGCCAAAUAGCAACUAGUGCUUGAGAUUUAAAUGAGUUAAUAUUUGGCGCGAAAUUGUCCCAUUUCUAUGCGAAGGAGCCUCAGUGCAAGAACAGUCCAAUUCACAAAGAUCAGCACCGUUACAGUGAAAUUAUUAUCAUCUUCAGAGAGAUGUUGGGAACUGAAGCGCUCUGUAACACCAGACUUUACAGUGAUCAUGCGGUUGUCUAUUACAGUCUGAAGGUGUGUGUUUGAUAAGACCAACACAACUGACGGGCCAGGAUUUUAAAUCCCAAAUACUGUUUCUCUCCGUCACAUUUAAUUCCCCUCCUGGAGUUUUGAGGAACGUUUGCACCUCAUCUUUCAGGACCUGUAGCUCGUGGGAAAAUCAGUUCCGUCAAAACAGUCAGUUUUCUUUUGGUCUCUGUCAUUAAUCUCCUGACUGUGAUCUUGGUGCGGAGGCAACAUUUAAACUUUGCCACGUGGAUAAUUGCAGUCAGAAACAAAGAAAGGCAAAUUGCACUCAGCUGCAAAACUUCAAGGGCGUGUUUGCGCUGUAAUAUCUUGAGUGCAAUAUCUUUUGUGAAUCAGAUGUUGAGACUGGGGAAAAAGUGGUUGCAAGCUGUGCACGAUUCAUGGUGCUAUCACUGACCACAAUACAUUCUUGAAUUUGCCCAUCAGUGAGCUGCUACUUCCAGUAGUACCUACCUCCAGUACUCUGGCUGCCCCCUGUAGGUCUCACUGCUGUAAUUCACCUCUCAGGCGACACUCAGUUCUUUAUGCUGGCUUACAAUUUCCUUCCAAUGGGCACUUUGACAGAUUACUCAGCCCCCCCAGGAAGUGCACCCUGGACUUUGAGGCCAAUUUACAUAGUGGCUAAACCUUGUAGCUACAACUUGCGGGUCCGUCACGUGAUGCCGCAUUUCUUCAGCGUCACAACCCCUGCGAGAUGAUUCGUUUCGCAAUCGGAAUUUGAUACUUUCGGUCUAAUAACAUUUGAAAAGUCUGGAAGAGCCAAAAUCUUAAAUCAUUUUAUCUCCCUUUUAAGAUAGCAGAUGACUAAACAUGAAGUUAGCCGACUAAAGCCCUAUUCGUACAGGAUUAGUUUUACAUAGGUACGUGGGGUAAAGUAAUAAUUACCAGAAAUUUUAGUUCCAUCCCAAUGUGCCAUGUCAGUAAUCAUUACCGCACGAUGUCAGUAAAGAUUAUCGCGACUUUUACCUUCUGUAAAAGGGUCCCUGACAAUUACCUCAGGUAAUACUAAUCCCGUGUGAAUAGACCAGCAGUAAAUAUGUGUGUAUAUAUUUCAUCAUAUCCUGUUUACAAGUGUUUUUUCGCGGAUUUUCAAGCAUGGAGGCUCUUAAAGAAGCAUUCAGUUUUGCACUUCACAGUCGGACAAGUCCAUGUGAAACCUCAGGUACUGUGGGCCUACGACGAACACAAUUCAAGUGCGUUUGAGUGUGGUACGCACAGGAAGCAACGUCAUACGCACAUGACGACAGGAGGGGACGGCGGUGCGUGAAUGGAUUUACCCCUCCCACUUGUGGUAGUUUCACUGAUAUUUCUUAUCCCGUGCGAAUUGGCCAUUAAUAUUACUGACGUCCUGUGGUAAAGUGACAUUACCCCACGUGCCCAUGUAAAACUAAUCCCGUCCAAAUAGUGUUUACGUCUAUAUUACGCCUUCUCUAUGGACCUAAUGAUGCAGAAGGUUAGGCUAAUUUUGAACCCCGGAAGUGGAUCUUUUUUGGCUUAGUGUGCCAGUUCUCGUUAUACAUCUGUGAUAUAACCAAUGUUACAGAAAGGUAAAAAACUGGGUUUAUAUAAUUGGCGUUAAAGGUAUACUUCAUCCCAGAUCUUUCAUUUGAGUAUCAAGGACUUCUGUCAAAGAGAGAGGAUGCUGUGUAAAAUAAAUAGAUAUCAAAGGCGUCAAGUUUUUAUUGUGGAAAUAAAAAAUGUCCAACAUAAUCUACUUUUCCACUGUUCAUCCAUGUUCCACUUUUACUAAUAAUGAUUCAAAUCUGUCUUAAUCCUCACGCAUCAGCCUUUUAGCAUUUUAAACUCUACACUGAGAAUAUAUUUGGUCAAAAAGAUGGAAUUUUCUCCGGAUUAUUUAGACUUUUUUCACGUGAUUUUCCAUUUUACAAAGGCUGGUAAUGUAUAAGCAGAGUGUAGGAAAUACAGAGACUUUUUGGAACAAUGCUGGUGUUCACUUAUUGUCACAAUGAUUUUCUUCCUUUAGUUGGUAUGAAUAAUGUCUGGUGUUCUUGAUUUUUAAACUCUGAACAAAGAUUUUUGCAGAAACUUUAUUGUACAAAUGUUUUGUGUUGUUUUUGGGAGGGGGAAGUGAACGCAUCAUGAAGUGACUGGGGUUUACACUGACUAACUGUGCUGACUGUUAACGUUACUGUGAAUGAAGUGAGAUUAAACAGAGUCAGUGACGCAAAACUUUUUAAAGCAUAUAUUAACAACAGAAUGAAAAACUGCCAACUGUAAACUCUCUUAAAGAAAAAAUAUGGGAGUGUUUUUAUAACUUUUAUUCUGGUAGAGGAAAUGUUUUAAAUAAAUCUGACUUUUACACAUUUGAGACAGCGAUGAUGUUUGAUUUUAUACUGAAGAAGAAGAAGUGACGUCUCCGAAGAAAAAACAGAUCAUCCAACUCUUUUUUUACUCAUUCGGCUCUCCGUGGUGAUACAUAACUGUCUGUUUGUGGUGUUUGUUCUGAGUUCAGUCUGAACACCAUCAAAUGAAACUCUUUGUCCCAGUUUCCCCACGAUGAAUUUGAUGUUUGUGUUCAUUAUCCGUGUAUGAAACUGAACUGUGUCAUGAACUGUGUCUGUGAAUAAAAUCACUGUGUUGUUUUGAA
This is a messenger RNA of Epinephelus moara (kelp grouper), 6041 nucleotides long. It is a transcript of the gene slc2a8, whose product is annotated as solute carrier family 2 member 8. Bases 466 to 1971 code for a protein of 501 amino acids. Gene Ontology annotation, molecular function: transmembrane transporter activity. The record is from RefSeq and is a predicted model, not a curated record. Gene Ontology annotation, biological process: transmembrane transport. NCBI's taxonomy places the organism in Eukaryota, Metazoa, Chordata, Actinopteri, Perciformes, Serranidae. The transcript is spliced from 11 exons. Gene Ontology annotation, cellular component: membrane.